CUCCACUUCGUUUCCAACCGUGCACUCACUUUUCUCGUGUGAUGAUUGCGAUUUUUGAAACGACGUGAGACAUUUCGAGGGUAAAGCUGGGCAGGCGACGUCAGUAAAUUGUCUCUUACGCACCAUAUCUCUCUAUCUGUGCGGGGAGGACAUCCCUGCAUUCAUAAACCCCGUUUAUUCGUCAGGAAGUUAUAGCAGUGGUCGAGGUCUCGUGAAAAGGCGAAUCCUGGCGCUCCACGUCCAACUGAUGAGACUCUACAAAUCAGCCCCUUGCGCAAAAUCUCCGAGUCGACAUGGAUGACUUCGAACAGUUGGUGAAUAGAGCUGUGGAGGACGAGGUGAUAAUGGGAGCAGUGGUAGUGGCGAAGGACCGGUCAGGCCAGGUCGACUACCUCCAAACAUUUGGUAAUAGGUGUUUGAAACCCGAGGUGAAGCCAAUGGAGAAACACACUGUGCUCUUGUUAGCAUCCAUGACGAAACUCAUGACAACUAUUGCCAUCCUCAAGCUCGUAGAGCAAGGAUUAAUAAAGCUGGAUGACGAUGUCACAGGAUUGCUCCCCGCACUCGCCAAGCAAGAAAUACUCGCCGGGUUCAAGGACGAUGACAGUCCUAUCACCAAAAAGAGGGCGCGGCCCAUUACCUUACGCCAGUUGCUGACGCACAGUUUUGGGGGCGCGUAUGAUUUCCACCCGGAAAUCACAAAAUGGAAACAAAACCAAGGGAUUCCUCUGGGAAGAGGCAAGACUGUUGCAGACUUGUUCGGGACGCCACUCCUCCAUGAGCCGGGAGAGGGGUGGACCUACAGUGGCGGUUUGGACUGGGCAGGUCAAAUAAUCGAGAAGCUCAGCGGGUCGAAUUUGGAAGAUUAUAUGAAGAAGCACAUUUGGGACCCGCUUGGACUAAAAGACAUGACUUUCUGGCCUGAUGUGAAUCCAGAGGUCGCCCAACGAUUGGCGUCCAUGAGCAUCCGGGAUAAGGCGACGGGAAAGGCCGUCCAGUCACGAAAGCCGAUUCGGCUUGCGCCUGGUGUCCAGGACGCCUGCGGCGGCCAGGGAGCAUUUGGUCCUGUGACUGAUUAUAUCGAGAUCCUACACUCACUUCUAAAGGAUGAUGAGAGGUUGCUGAAACGAGAAACGACAGCAAUGAUGUUCCAGCCACAGCUUUCACCAGCGUCUAGAACUGCGCUACUAGCCCAUAUGAAGCAUCCAGACUGGAUAGUGGGCCAUUUCCCUGAUACUGGGGAGUAUGACUGGGGUCUUGGAGGAAUCUUGAUUGACGGAGACAAGCACCCAUACCGAAAGCGGGGGACAAUGAUCUGGAGUGGGAAUGCGAACCUCUUCUGGUUCAUCGAUCGAGCCUCUGGGUUGUGUGGCGUGUUUGGGUGUCAGCUUUUACCGCCCGCGGAUGUGGAGAUCGAACAACUAAUUAAGGCGUUUGAGGAGGAGGUGCACCGCAGGGCGAGCUCAAAGGCUCGCUUGUGAAUCUAUAAAGAUGAAUACGCGAAAGUGGAGAGAUGAGUAGACAAUUGUAAACGUGGACUGCUUGAAAGUUUUGGUCAAGAAGCUACAACCGUAGGAAGGAAGGCAGGCCAAAUAUUACGAGGUUUUGCCCGAUCAGGUACAAAACCAAAGGUCUUAGCCAAAUUUCAGCAGGUACUUAUUAUAUAAAGCGUUUCGAUAUUUAAUAUAUGUUCUGAG
This is a messenger RNA of Pseudomassariella vexata, 1697 nucleotides long. RefSeq names its product beta-lactamase. The transcript is spliced from 3 exons. The coding region runs from base 294 to 1481 and encodes 395 amino acids. The record is from RefSeq and is a predicted model, not a curated record. NCBI's taxonomy places the organism in Eukaryota, Fungi, Ascomycota, Sordariomycetes, Amphisphaeriales, Pseudomassariaceae.